Limanda limanda (common dab) is the source of this 686-nucleotide messenger RNA. It is a transcript of the gene carhsp1, whose product is annotated as calcium regulated heat stable protein 1. Gene Ontology annotation, cellular component: cytoplasm. NCBI's taxonomy places the organism in Eukaryota, Metazoa, Chordata, Actinopteri, Pleuronectiformes, Pleuronectidae. The coding region runs from base 164 to 649 and encodes 161 amino acids. The transcript has 5 exons. Gene Ontology annotation, biological process: regulation of mRNA stability. Gene Ontology annotation, molecular function: mRNA 3'-UTR binding. The record is from RefSeq and is a predicted model, not a curated record.
AUCUCUGUGCCAGUCUCUUCUCUGCAGACACACACAGUGAGUAAAGUUUCCUCCUCUGAUCCGAGCUGCAGCUGCGGACUCUGGAAACACGGUGAGAGAAUCUCCGGUGUGUCACCCUCCCCUUCCUUCCUUCCUUCCUCAACUUUGACUCCAACGCCCAGAGAUGUCCUCUCAGGCCACGCCCACCCAGGGGUCGAGACCGCUGACCCCUCCGCUGACCUCUGCAGGAUCGCCGCGCUCGCCACUGUCCCCAAAGUCCCUGCAUCCUCCAGGCUGCAGACACAGAGAGCGCUCACCUUCCCCCAUCAGAGGCUUCCUCAUCCCCAGCCCUCUGCCCACCCGCAGAAACAGGACCUGCUCGGCGACGGCUCGGGCGUCGGAGGGUCCAGUGUUUGCGGGUGUGUGUAAAUGUUUUUCCCGCUCAAAAGGCCACGGCUUCAUCACGCCAUCGGACGGGGGCAAGGACAUCUUCGUCCACAUCUCAGACAUCGAGGGCGAGUACGUGCCGGUGGAAGGCGACGAGGUGAGCUACAAGGUCUGCUCCAUCCCUCCCAAGUUCGAGAAGGUGCAGGCGGUGGAGGUGACCAUCACCCAUCUCAACCCGGGAAGCAAACACGAGACCUGGUCCGGGCACAUCGUCAGCGGCUGAGCGCUGGGGGUCCGAGGGGGGGGGGGGCCGGGGUCGA